AUGAGCGCAGUCUCUUUGCAACUUACCGUUGCAUACAUGAUUGAAGCCAUGACUGUCUCUGAAAAGCCCAGAUUCCUUCUCCUGGGGAGCCUUGAGCUCGCUCACGAUGCAUUGGCUUCCGUCGCCCAAAUCGGCGGCAUGAUUCAGCCGACAGCCACCAACCGCGCCGAAUUUCUCGCCGAGUGCCAGUCCGAGGCCUUUUCCGGCAUCGAGGCCAUCUACCGGACCUAUGGCUCCGCGCGCAUCACCGGCCUAUUUGACGAGGAGCUCGUAGCCGCGCUGCCCAAGAGCUGCCGCUUCGUAUGCCACAAAGGCGCCGGGUAUGACCAAAUCGACGUUGCCGCGUGCCGCGCGCACAACGUCCGCGUCUCCAACGUCCCGACGGCCGUCGACGACGCCACCGCCGACAUCACGCUGUUCCUCAUCCUCGGCGCCCUGCGCAACCUCAACGCCGGCAUGUCGGCGCUCCGCCGGGGCACCUUUCGCGGCGCCAGCGGCCCGCGCGGCGACCUCGCCAGCCUCCCCGCGCUCGGGCACGACCCGCAGGGCAAGGUCCUCGGCAUCCUGGGCAUGGGCGGCAUCGGGCGCAACGUGGCGGCCAAGGCGCGCGCGUUCGGCAUGACAGUGCGCUACCACAACCGCAGCCGGCUGGGCCCGGCGGAGGAGGACGGCGCCGAGUACGUCGACUUUGCGACGCUGCUGGCCGGGAGCGACGUCCUGAGCCUGAACCUGCCGCUCAAUCCGGAAACGCGACACAUCAUCUCGGCCAAAGAGUUUGGCAUGAUGAAGCGCGGCAUCGUCGUCGUCAACACGGCCCGCGGCGCCGUCAUGGACGAGGCGGCGCUCGUGGAGGCGCUGGAUGCGGGCAUCGUGUCCAGCGCGGGGCUCGACGUCUUCGAGAACGAGCCCGAGGUGCACCCGGGCCUGCUGGCCAACGAACGGGUCAUGCUGGUGCCGCACAUGGGCACCUGGACGGAGGAGACGGAGGCCAAGAUGGAGGAGUGGGCGCUGGACAAUGUGCGGUUGGCCUUGGAGCAGGGCCGGCUAAAGAGCAUUGUACCAGAGCAAAAGGACAUGCAAUAG
Akanthomyces muscarius is the source of this 1083-nucleotide messenger RNA. RefSeq lists its product as uncharacterized. Gene Ontology annotation, molecular function: NAD binding; glyoxylate reductase (NADPH) activity; hydroxypyruvate reductase [NAD(P)H] activity. The transcript has 4 exons. The coding region runs from base 1 to 1083 and encodes 360 amino acids. Gene Ontology annotation, cellular component: cytosol. NCBI's taxonomy places the organism in Eukaryota, Fungi, Ascomycota, Sordariomycetes, Hypocreales, Cordycipitaceae. The record is from RefSeq and is a predicted model, not a curated record.